This is a messenger RNA of Mugil cephalus (flathead mullet), 2803 nucleotides long. RefSeq names its product sp1 transcription factor (gene sp1). The record is from RefSeq and is a predicted model, not a curated record. Lineage: Eukaryota; Metazoa; Chordata; Actinopteri; Mugiliformes; Mugilidae. The coding region runs from base 141 to 2285 and encodes 714 amino acids. The transcript has 6 exons. Gene Ontology annotation, biological process: regulation of transcription by RNA polymerase II. Gene Ontology annotation, molecular function: RNA polymerase II cis-regulatory region sequence-specific DNA binding; DNA-binding transcription factor activity, RNA polymerase II-specific.
GCAAGGCUACGCGGGUUCAUAAAUUGAACGCACCCAUGGCUUCGCCUUCAAAUGAGAGGGGGGGGCGUCAAGUUUGUGUGAAGUUGUGAAAAGUUGUCAACCCGAAAAAAGAGCAGAGAAACUCCUCCCGUCUUCAAAUUAUGAGCAAUCAACAGCAGGGUGAAAUGGCCGCUGUGAAGAGCGAAGGAGGCUUCAGUCAAAAGCGAAACACAAAUUCACAAGACUCGCAGCAGCCGUCUCCUCUCGCCCUGUUGGCAGCCACAUGCAGUCAAAUUGACACCCCAGGAGAGAACGAUUCCGCUGCCGAUCAACAACAACAACAACACAACCAGCAGCAGCAGCUCGACAUAAACCAGGGUGUCUUCACCUCAAGUGCCAACGGCUGGCAGGUUAUUCCUCUCAGCAUUCAAGCAUCCUCAGGCUCUAACACCAUCACCACUGAUUCCUCGGUGGUGAUGACAGGAGGAGAGGCCGGCAAGAGCAGACAGGUGCUUCCACCAUCGACAGUUGCCGUGAGCACUCAGGGUCAGCAGCAGCCGCAGCCGCAGCAAUUUGUACUAGCUCAGGCUCCUUCAGUGCAGGGUCAGCAGGUGCUUACUACCAUAUCAGGGAUGAUGCCCAACAUUCAGUACCAGGUUAUUCCCCAGUUUCAGACAGUAGAUGGCCAGGCUGUACACUUCGCACAUCCUCAGCAGGAGUCGGCUGUAUCUGCAGCGGGACAAGGGCAACAGUUGCAGAUUGUAUCUUCUCCGAACGGCCAGCAGAUUAUAGCUGCAACCAACAGAGCCGGUGCAGCUGGAAACAUCAUAACCAUGCCCAGCCUCCUUCAAGGAGCCAUUCCCAUACAAAAUAUAAGUUUAGGCAACAGCGUAUUACAAAAUCAGCCUCAGUUCUUGGCAAACAUGCCUGUCUCCCUAAAUGGAAACAUCACUUUGUUGCCUGUCAGUACUGGUGGUACAGGUGGAGACGGAAAUGGUGGAGGAGGAGAUACGGGGGGAAACCAACUCGUUCAGCAACAGCAGGCACAACAGCCCGCGUCGUCCAACAGUGGGGCAGGUUACAUGUCAAGUGCGUCUACCGUCACGACGCAGACCUCCUCUUCUUAUGGAAUAACUCAGAACAGCAAUGCAACAGUAACGGGGACAUUUCAGCAGAACACAGCAUCUUCUCUGGGUGUCCCAAUACAGCCAGACAACAGAGAUGGGCAGCAGCCACAGCAAAUCCUUAUCCAGCCUCAGCAGGUUAUUCAAGGUGGAACACCUCUUCAAACCAUCCAGGCUGGUGCCCUUUCAACCGCUGGCGGUCAAGUAUUUGCAGCUCCAACACUCAGUCAGGAGGGGCUUCAAAACCUUCAAAUUAUGCCAAAUCCAGGGUCCAUCCUCCUUCGCACUGUCGGCCCCAAUGGGCAGGUGAGCUGGCAGACCAUUCAGAUCCAGAAUCCGACAGGAACGCAAAUCACGCUGGCCCCAGUGCAGUCUCUCCCACAACUUGGCCAAACUCAGGGAGCUGCUGCAGCUGGAGGAGUAUCUGUCAACACAGUGCAGAUCCCAGGCAUCCAGACCAUCAAUCUUAACACACUUGGGGGAUCUGGACUACAGAUGCACCAGCUGCAUGGGGUUCCCAUCAGCAUUGCCAGCACAACAGGAGAGCAGGCCCUGCACACGGCAGGAGAAGGUUUGGAUGAUAGCGCAGCUAUGGAUGAAGAGGAUAUAAACACGCAACCUCAAGGGCGUCGUAAUCGCAGAGAAGCCUGUACCUGCCCAUUCUGCAAGGACGGAGAGGGACGAGAUCCAAAUAAAAAGAAGCAGCACAUUUGUCACAUCUCUGGCUGCGGGAAGAUCUAUGGCAAGACGUCCCACCUGAGAGCCCACCUUCGCUGGCACACGGGAGAGCGUCCCUUUGUCUGCGGCUGGUCCUUCUGUGGCAAACGCUUCACCCGUUCAGAUGAACUUCAGCGCCACAAGAGAACGCACACAGGCGAGAAAAGGUUUGCUUGUACCGAGUGUCCCAAACGCUUCAUGCGCAGCGACCAUCUCUCAAAGCACAUCAAGACCCAUAUGAACAAGAAAGUUGGAGGCAUCAACACCAACAGCACCACGGCCUCAACCGAAGCUCCUUCCCCCGCAGCAGGAACAGAAGCCGGCACUGGAGCCGUGUCAGCCAAUGACCAGCACACCAUUGUCACCAUGGAAACCUUAUCUGCAGAGAGCAUAGCUCGGUUAGCCAGCAGUGGUAUCAACAUGAUGCAGGUGGACCUUCACCAAAUCAAUGGCAGCAGCUACUGAGGAUGGUGGAGGAAGAUGACCUUUGUGGAUAUUGUAAUUGGACAUUUGGGGUUAAAAAGGGCACGCUACUGCAAACGCAGAAACUCUCAAGGGCUUCAGACUGGAGAGGCGCUCACAAAUGCAACACAACAGACACUGAUUUUGACAUCUGAGGGUGGUAUAUGAUUUCAAUCUUGUAUUUAGAGAUGUGUCAUUUAAGGCUCGGAGGUGGAUGAGUUGGAUUAAAAUGUUAGAUUAGAGAAAUCGUCAUGAAAUCUUAUUGCCCCUGAAUGGAAAUGGCACUACACUAACAUUUACACACAGACCAGCGCACUUCACUUUGAAUUUGUAGCUAGUAAUCUUUCUACAAGCUUCCGCAGUGAAGAGAUGACACUACUAAGUCAGGCUCACCCCAGUCUCUGUGGCUGUGAGCUUUGCCACUUGUCCCUCUUCACCUCAGGCACCUCCCGCUCCAUCGGACUGGUCUGACCUCAUGUUAAACUGACACAUCAGCCAACGUGCCAAAUUCUCCUCUAAAA